Paramacrobiotus metropolitanus is the source of this 2230-nucleotide messenger RNA. RefSeq names its product excitatory amino acid transporter-like. Bases 117 to 1940 code for a protein of 607 amino acids. Lineage: Eukaryota; Metazoa; Tardigrada; Eutardigrada; Parachela; Macrobiotidae. The record is from RefSeq and is a predicted model, not a curated record. Gene Ontology annotation, molecular function: neutral L-amino acid transmembrane transporter activity; glutamate:sodium symporter activity; L-glutamate transmembrane transporter activity. Gene Ontology annotation, cellular component: plasma membrane. The transcript has 13 exons. Gene Ontology annotation, biological process: L-glutamate transmembrane transport.
UUCUCUCAGUUAUGAAAUGAUCACGUUCGCUUCAAGCAGUGGUGCUCAGUCGAUCGGAAAUUUUGUGGUUGAAACUUGAGUAUUACUCAAUAAAAUUUUGUUCGAAAGGAAAAACUAUGCCUGCUAGCGUAAACAGCAAAUCUAGUGCAAAACUCUCUCCUAAGCGCAGGUGCUUGGCUGUACUACUGGAAAAUCUCCGGCUCAUCCUUCUAAUUGCAGGAAUAUGCAUUGGAGUCGCUUUGGCGUUUGGGCUGCGUGCCGCGGGCAUCCAUCAGAGCGCACGGAAAGUCGCGUAUGUGGCGUUCCUGGGCGAGCUCUUCCUCAGCAUGCUGAAAUGCAUCAUUAUCCCCUUGAUGGCCUCCGCCAUAAUCAGCGGCCUGUCCAAUAUGGAGAGCGCGGCUAGCGGUCAGAUUGGUUUUCGUUCGGUGGUCUUUUACUUGACAACGGUUUUUAUCGCGGUCUGCGUCGGGAUCGGCAUGGUCUCGGCCAUACGACCCGGGUACUACGGGACCCCGGAUUUGGCGGGUGAAAAGCCGUCUGGCGGCACGGGACGAGUGGCUAUGACGGCCGAUACUAUAAUGGAUUUGAUCAGGAAUAUGUUCCCGCCAAAUAUCGUGCAGGCUUGCGUAGCGCAAUACCAAACACAGCUAAUGCCACCACCCAACAAAGUAGUAGCCGUUGUCACCAAUUCCACCGGCAACACGACACUGAGCACAACCACAACGACAACGCCGAUGACUACCACUUUUAUCAUCAUGGCCAACAAUAGCAACACCACUCACCUCCUCACACCCCAAGGCCACUUUGUUAUUCACGACUACAGCGACUGGAUUAUGACCAGGAAGGUUGUGGAUGGAACCAAUAUUCUUGGCAUAGUUGUGUUCAGUCUCGUUUGUGGAGUGGCAAUAAGCCGUCUCAAGGAACAUGGAAAGCCCUUAGGAGAUUUUUUCAGGUCUUUGAAUCAAGUUGUCAUGCAGAUCGUCGACUGGAUCAUGUGGUUGGCUCCGAUUGGCGUGUGCUUUCUGGUUGCUGGACAGCUUCUAAAAGUGAAAGACUUUGCUAGUAUGUUCGCACAGCUGGGAAUGUACAUGGUGACCGUUUUGUCUGGACUGGGUAUUCACGCCUUUCUGGUCCUGCCGCUUAUUUGCUUUGUCUUCACUCGCAAAAAUCCAUACCGAAUAAUUCAUGGUGGAGCGAGGGCUUAUGCUACCGGUUUCGGCACGGCGUCUAGCGCGGCAACCUUACCCAUUACAAUCAACUGCUGCGAAGAGAAUAACAAAGUCGAUCCCAGGAUAUGCCGAUUUACGCUACCUAUUGCCACUGCUAUCAACCUGGAUGGAACAGCUCUCUAUGAAGCCGUUGCGGCCCUUUUUAUAGCACAGACAGAAAAUGUUCCAAUGGAUUUCGGCAAAAUUGUCGCCGUAAGUGUUACGGCUACCGCAGCGGCAGUCGGUGCAGCGGGAAUACCUGAAGCCGGACUUGUCACGUUGGUCAUGGUGUUGGACGCCGUUGGGCUUCCCGCCGAGUUCAUUGGAAUUAUUCUGGCGGUCGACUGGUUGUUGGAUCGCUUUCGAACCGUAGUCAACAUUCUCGGCGACGUGAUUGGUGCCAGCGUAAUAGAACAUCUGUGCCGCAAUACUCUGAAAGAAAUGGAUGACCGAGAUUCGCGAGAAAUGGUUGAGGUUAUUCCCGAAAGCGAUCGGGCUUCCCCGGAUUCGCCCCCUUCCACUGCCGACGAUCUUUACGGUCUGACUUCAAGUCCUUCACCGACAAAACCGAAUGACAGGUCAAGAUCUCUCUCGACUACAGAUGCUGCUAUAAGAGAGAUCACGUACACUGCGACUCCAAUGUCCAUAAUACGCAGGCUAAGUUCUUCUAUGGGUCAACGGUAUUCCCUGUCGCCACCUGUCAGUCCACAUUCCAGGCAUUCAAAUGUUUGACUACCAUACUGAGUGCCCUAAUAACUUAUUUAACGAUCUGUUUAACAUGGCUGUAAUUCAUAAUGAAUACUGAUCGGGACGUGUUUUAAAACUGCCAACUUGAAAACACAGGCCGACUGUAAAUUAGCACAGCCAAGAUGCUAAAUCUAGUAAGCUUUUCGCAGUUUCCGUUUUCCAAAUCCUUACAAUUCUGAGCUGCCACUUUGUUGUUAAAAAUUUGCACUGUGUUAUAAACCGAACUUGAGAGCGCUUGAUGCCCAAUAACGUAUAGUAAACAAUAAAAACUUGUA